Molecule: messenger RNA, 1414 nt
Organism: Apaloderma vittatum (bar-tailed trogon)
Lineage: Eukaryota; Metazoa; Chordata; Aves; Trogoniformes; Trogonidae
Product: cytochrome P450 1A4-like
Exons: 6
Coding region: 25-1053 (342 amino acids)
Biological process (GO): progesterone metabolic process; hormone biosynthetic process
Molecular function (GO): oxidoreductase activity, acting on paired donors, with incorporation or reduction of molecular oxygen, reduced flavin or flavoprotein as one donor, and incorporation of one atom of oxygen; steroid 17-alpha-monooxygenase activity; iron ion binding
Source: RefSeq, a predicted model, not a curated record
CUGGUCACCAAGUUCCUGCAGCUGAUGGAAGAGAAGAAGAGCUUUGAUCUUACUCAGUACCUCGUGGUCUCUGUGGCCAAUGUCAUCUGUGCCAUCUGCUUUGGCAAGCGUUACGACCACAAUGACCAGGAGCUGCUCAAUAUAGUGAACUUCAACAAUGAGUUUGGGGAUGUAGCUGCCUCUGGCAACCCUGCUGACUUUAUCCCAGUGCUCCAGUAUCUUCCCAGCCGCACCAUGCAGCUCUUUAAGGACAUCAACAUGCGUUUCAACUUGUUUGUGCAAAAAAUUGUCCGGGAGCAUUACACCAGCUUUGACAAGGACCACAUCCGGGACAUCACCGACUCGCUGAUUGAGCACUGCCAGGAGAAGAGCGUAGGGGAGGAUUUUCACGUCCCACUCUCCAAUGAAAAGAUCAUCAACAUCGUCAAUGAUCUCUUUGGGGCAGGCUUUGACACCGUGACCACUGCCUUAUCCUGGAGCCUCAUGUAUGCUGCCUUGUACCCUGACAUCCAAAAGAAGAUCCAGGAGGAACUAGACCAGACCAUCGGCCGGGAGAGGAGGCCGAGGUUGUCAGACCGAGGCAAGCUGCCCUACACAGAAGCUUUUAUCCUGGAGAUGUUCAGGCACUCUUCCUUCCUUCCCUUCACCAUCCCACACAGCACAACAAAAGCAACGGUGUUGAACGGUUACUACAUCCCCAAGGAUACCUGUGUGUUUAUCAACCAGUGGCAAGUGAACCAUGAUGAGAAACUUUGGAAGGACCCUUCAACCUUCAACCCCGAGCGGUUCCUCAAUGCUGCGGGGACCGAAAUAAACAGGACUGAGAGCGACAAAGUGUUGGCUUUUGGCUUGGGGAAGAGGCGAUGCAUCGGGGAGUCCAUCGGCCGGUGGGAGGUGUUCCUCUUCUUGGCCACCGUGCUGCAGCAGCUGGACAUCAGUCUUUGCCCUGGCGAGGAGGUGGACAUCACCCCUCAGUAUGGGCUGACGAUGAAAUACAAGAAAUGCGACCGCUUCCAGAUUAAGAAGCGCUCCCCUGUGAAGAGCUCUCCAUAAGCUGCAGGAAGAAGCAUUGCUCUGCAGAAGAAAGUCAGCCCUUGGAGUCGGACGCUCAGCCUGCUUUUGCUAUUCCUUUCUAGAAGAUUGCACAACCCUUUCACUGUGUCGCUUCACUGGGGACUCGUUCAUUUUGUGUAAAUGCAAGCGGGGAGGGAUAAAGCUGGCUUUGUUGGGCUCCUUGCAGCCCCUCCUAACCAGCUUCAUUGCCCUUGCCUGCAGAAAAGCUCACCAGAGGUCCAGCCUAAUCAUCCCUGUGGGGAAGUCUGGGGGGACCGCAGCCUUGCAGGUGGGAGGAGGAUGCUUUGGGCUGGGAGAAGAAAUGCAGAGUGUUGGGAUGGGGGUCUUUUCCCUGCCCAGU